AUGUUUGAAAGAAACCAAAGUGGGGAGGAGAAAGGAGAGAAAGGAUUUGGAGAAUCACUUCAUAAAUUCAUUUCUGAAACCGCAGAAGUUAAAGUGGUUUUGAUCAAUGGUCCAGGUGAAACACAUCAAGAAUUCAUUGGAAAUGUUUCUGCAAUUCCUACAUUUAUAACCAAAAUCUUUUUGCCCAAGAUUGGAGAAUGUUCUGUAAUUGGACAUGACACGAAAAGUUUCAAGGUCAAAGGAUUCGAAGUAGGUUAUUUGACUGGAAACUUACAAGUGUUAGAUGGAUCAUCAAUUCCAACUUUAGAAAAAUCACCCAACGGAUUAAAUAAUAGUACCCAAUUAACCCAACAUAAUCAACGUACAUCUAAACCAAAAGAUACUAAGGAUGAAGGAUUUAAUUUAGAUGUAACACAUCAAUUGGAUGCAUUACCUAUCACUUCUUCCACGAUUUAUAUUGGAGAAAUUAAAUUGAUUGUAUCAAAAUCUUUUAUAAAUUCCAUUCGAAUCCAAGCCGAAUUUACAGGAGGAGUAUUAAUCUGUGGACCAAUGUCUCAAACCAAACCUAACAAUCUAUACAAUCCAAUCAAAAAGGAGGUACCAAAUUUGAAUAUGAAACUUUAG
Molecule: messenger RNA, 624 nt
Organism: Melampsora larici-populina 98AG31
Lineage: Eukaryota; Fungi; Basidiomycota; Pucciniomycetes; Pucciniales; Melampsoraceae
Exons: 4
Coding region: 1-624 (207 amino acids)
Source: RefSeq, a predicted model, not a curated record